Molecule: messenger RNA, 756 nt
Organism: Didymodactylos carnosus
Lineage: Eukaryota; Metazoa; Rotifera; Eurotatoria; Philodinida; Philodinidae
Source: the annotation of a GenBank genome assembly
AUGUCAAAAUUAAGUAUUAUUCCAAGGCGGUCAAAGGACAGAGGAGUAGCUAACCAUGAAUGGUUAAAGACUUUUCACACUUGGUCAUUUUCCACGUAUAAUGAUCCCAAAUUUCAAGAAUUUGGCUGUCUUAGAGUACUGAAUGAAGACAGAGUACAACCCGGUACCGGAUUUGGCUCUCAUUCGCAUCGAGAAUUUGAAAUCUUCAGUUACAUUGUCGACGGAGAGCUACAACAUAAAGAUUCGAUGGGCAAUACGGAGAUUAUUCAUCGAGGUGAAAUACAAUUUACUAGUGCCGGCACGGGUAUUACUCACUCUGAAUAUAACAUAAACAAAUCACUACCGGUACAUUUUAUUCAAAUUUGGGUCAAGCCAGAUGAGUCCCAAUUAAAACCGUCGUAUUCGAUGAAGAAGUGGUUAGAUACAGAUAAAGAGAACAAAUUGGCACUUUUGGUUGACAAUAUCAAAGACGCCGAUGCGAACGUUAUUCCGAUUCACGCCAAGCUUAGCAUGUACGCUAGUAUUCUGUCGCCCUCAAAGUCUGUGACUUAUGCGUUUAAACGAAGCAAAGGAUACUUACAUUUGAUAAUGAGAUCAGGCUAUGAGACACCAGAGAAGAGUGCAAAAUUAAAGAUUAAAGAUGAAGUGCUGAAUGAAGGAGAUGGAGUAUUCAUUCUUUGUGAACCGGAAACGGAAGUCACAAUUGAGAGUUUGGGUGAUGUAACUGCGGAGUUUUUGCUGUUUGACCUUGAGUAG